Molecule: messenger RNA, 3721 nt
Organism: Mugil cephalus (flathead mullet)
Lineage: Eukaryota; Metazoa; Chordata; Actinopteri; Mugiliformes; Mugilidae
Gene: ric8a
Product: RIC8 guanine nucleotide exchange factor A
Exons: 14
Coding region: 472-2232 (586 amino acids)
Biological process (GO): G protein-coupled receptor signaling pathway
Cellular component (GO): cytoplasm; plasma membrane
Molecular function (GO): G-protein alpha-subunit binding; guanyl-nucleotide exchange factor activity
Source: RefSeq, a predicted model, not a curated record
CAUUUAAUCAUGAUAUGUGUAUUUUGUAGCCCGGAAGAAUGGAGUUUGCCUUUUUUCGAGCUGUAGACAAACAGUGAAAGAAAGCGGCAGCGAAAGAUGUGAAAUGUUUAAAUCGAUGCACUUCAUUAGUUAAGCAACCCUGCUUGCCAGAAAUUCUGUUUUUAUAUGUAUAACAUUAAAGCCGCCACGCGUUUCCUUUACAUUUCACAUCGAACAUCGUUGGCCCGUUUGAACGUUGCCCGGAUUCGUUCGUCUGCCCGAUCUUUCUUUGGGACAGUAAACGCAGCACUCGCUUAUCCUUUCCGCUUAUCUCUUGCUGCUAGUGCGUUGGGAUUCAGACAUCAUACUGUCAUUUGUAUCUGGUGGCAGACUACAAAGUGUACAUGCAAUCUGAAGGACAAACACGCACACAUACCACCCUCCCACCGGCUAAUCCAGGAGUAAGCAGCAGUCAAGUCACAAAUCAUAAAAAUGGAUUUAAAAACCGUCUUGGUUCAACUGGAGACGGGAGAACAAGACAUCGCUUUGAAAGCUUUACAGAGUUACAACGAGCAGAUGAAUCUGUGCUUUACAUUCAGAGAGGAAGAAGAGCAGGAAAGAAAGAUGCUGGGAGAGUUGGUGCUUCGAUUCCUAAACAGGGACUUGCAGCCCUCCUGUCUCCUGGCCUGUCUAGAAACUGUUCGAAUUCUCUCCAGAGAUCCACAUUGCCUGGAUCCAUUCAUCAGUCACUCAGCCAUGUCAACUCUCGCUCAGCAUGCUGGUAUUGCCAUUGCCAGCACUGUCACUCAUACCCACAGCAAGCCAGUGGAGGACCGAGUGGAAGAUGAGGAAAAAGAUCAGGAAGAGACAGCAGAAGUAUACAGUAAGGUGGUGAAGGAUUCUUCUAUUCCCGAAAACCCUGAACGAGAGGUGAUUGUUGAAGCUCUCAAGUCCAUCUGUAACAUUCUGCUACACAAUCAGACAGGACAGGUGGUAGCAGCAGAUCUACAGCUUAUUAAAGGCGUGGCAGAAAGACUGAAGCAAUGUCAUGAUCCCGCUUGGACCCAUGAGGUAUGUUUCUUUGACUUGCGCCUCACCUUCCUGCUGACUGCCCUAAGAAUGGAUGUAAGAGCACAGUUGGCUCAGGAUCUUCAUGGAAUCAGUCUCCUAGGCAAGAGAUUAGAAGCCACACUGGGUCUAUGUUGGCCAGAUACACUGGAGACAGCAAGGACAGGAUUAGUUGACAUUCAACCUGAAGACCUGCCCCCAUUGUGCCGGCAGGAAACAGAACUCGCUACGGAAAUAUUGAAAAUAAUGUUCAACAUUACAUUUGACACAAACAGAACCAAAGUUGAUGAGGAAGAAGCAGCAGAGUACAGACAUUUAGGAGCAAUUCUGAGGCACUGUCUAAUGAGCCAUGCAGAUGGAGAAGAACGCACUGAGGAGUUUCACAGCCACACUGUGAAUUUGCUAGGUAACCUUCCAUUGCCUUGUUUGGAUGUAUUGUUAAAGCCUAAGGUGCAAUCAGGCUCCAUUGAGUACAUGGGGGUCAAUAUGGAUGCUGUCAACAUACUGCUUAACUUCAUGGAGAAAAAAAUGGACAGGGGACAUAAGCUGAAAGAGAAUCUUCUGCCAUCACUGAGCUUGCUGACUGAGAGUGCCCGCAUCCAUAGAGAGACCAGGAAGUUCCUCAGGUCAAAAGUGCUGCCCCCACUGCGUGAUGUGAGAAACAGGCCAGAGAUGGGCAGUGCUCUGAGGAACAAAAUUGUCCGUCUCAUGACACAUAUUGACACUGAUAUUAAGAACAGUGCUGCUGAAUUCCUCUUUGUUCUCUGCAAAGAAAAUGUUUCAAGGUUCAUAAAGUACACUGGAUAUGGAAAUGCAGCAGGUCUGCUGGCUGCCAGAGGACUACUUGCAGGGGGAAGAGACUCUGGGAUCUACUCUGAGGAUGAAGACUCUGAAACAGAAGAGUACAGAGGGGCCAAGGCUCAUAUAAACCCAGUAACAGGAGUUGUAGAGGAGGACCAACCCAAUCCCAUGGAAGGAAUGACAGAUGAGCAAAAGGAAUAUGAAGCUAUGAAGCUGGUCAACAUGUUUGAUAGACUAUCAAGGACCAACAUGAUCCAGCCCAUGCAGCUUGGUGUGGAUGGAACAAUGAGAGAGAUAUCUCCAGAGGACUUGCAUAAACUGACCCAUAAUCCUCUGUUUCAGUCAGAAGAGCCACCUAAUUCAGACAAUGAAAAUGAAGCCUAGUAAACACAGAAGAAUGGAGGCAGUAACAGAUUCAGCCACUGUGACAAACCUAGAAAAUCUAUAUUUUAGACAAUCAUGUGUCACUUCUAAUUCUAAACCUGUUGUAUUUUAUUUAUUCUUUGGGGAAGCAGGGAACAGAAAGUUGGUAUUUAUUUCGUAAAAGUGAUAGGAGAACAUGGCGUACAUAGAAGCAGUAUAAUGGACCAUAUUGCUGAUUUUGCAUCCUGUCAAAUGUCAAAUACAUUAAUUAAUUUUCUGUAACCGUUUGAUGUCUGGGGGGUCAUGGGAGCGGUGGAGCCUACCCCAGUUGUACACCCUGGACAGCUCGCGAAUCCAUCGCAGAGCUAAUACAGAGAGACAGACAACUAUUCACAAUCACACCAACGGCCUAUUUAGAAACACAAAUUCACCCAAAUUCAAUGUCUUUGGAUGGCGCGAGGAAACCAGAGCACCCAGAGAGAACGCGCAUACACAGGGAGGACAAACUACACACAGAAAGACCCCAAAUACAAGUAACUCCAAAUGAUAAUGCUGACUUUUUGUUUUUAAAGGUUAAGGUUAUUAAGGUUACCACUAGCUUAGGUGAUUCAUUUCACUGCAGGGGAACAUGUUGUUUUCACUCAUUAAUUUCAGUGGGGUUUUCACACUAGCAAUUUUAAAUAAGUAAUCAACAGCACAAUGUUUGCCAAACACAAAUAUCAGUCACAUUCAAAUCAGCCAGCAUAUCAUAACUGAGAAACAACAACUAUCGACAUUUUAACAUAAAUGUGUUGCAUUUGAUUUGUUUAGCUGCAGUAUACAGUUGACCUCUCAAAGCACUGAGGUGAAUGGAAUUCAAAAGAUUUGGAAGUGAAACUUGCCAAAUUCAACAGUAUCAUGCUGUUCCAGAAUAUCCCAGUUGCUGUUGUUCCUGCCACAGACAUCUUCACAGUGGAAACUUUCACUUAUUUGAGUAGGAGAAAUUGUAUGAAGACUAACGAGUCACUGUUCAGAAUAAGAUGUUGGAAUCAGAUCCGUAUUUAAAAUAAAAAAUAGCUAAUGAGUUUUAGAUACUUGUUUUUCAUGAGCCCUUCAGCUGUUUUAUAUUUAGAGGUAAAAUGUAAACCUGCAGUUGGAUAAAUUACCAGUUUAGAUUCUUAUCUAUAUACAAACGCAUGUACUGUACAAUAAAUGUGAUAUGAUAAAUGUGGUGUAAUUAUAAUGCAAACACUGUCUUAAUAGAAAGAGAAAGUGAGAGAGGCAUAUAUAAUAAUAAUUAUGAAAGAAAAAAGUAGCAUAGUGGAAUCUAUGGGGAUUCUGGCAAUGUUGUUGUAAAUCUGUUGCAGUUAGCACUCCUAUACGACAACAGACAUAAAAUUUAACUGUAACUGUUAUCCCCAAGGACAGACUCCUAGACUAAUCUGAAGAGAAAAAUCCUCUCUCUGUUAACCUUUUAGACAAAAAGAUGUCUUUUGGGAAAGUUAACAAUAAAUACAUGAAGAACAAAUGA